Molecule: messenger RNA, 2455 nt
Organism: Agrilus planipennis (emerald ash borer)
Lineage: Eukaryota; Metazoa; Arthropoda; Insecta; Coleoptera; Buprestidae
Exons: 2
Coding region: 1513-1950 (145 amino acids)
Source: RefSeq, a predicted model, not a curated record
UCUUUUCAGAACUUAUUGGGAAACUUAAAAGACCGUAAUUAUAGAAGAGGUAAUUUUGAUGAAAUUAGCUUUAUAGUGCAAUAAAACGUAUCUAUUCCAUUUUCGACAUAAGCUCUGUGUACAAUUCUUAUUUACCUUUUUAACCAUUUUUAACAAAUUGUCGAUGAUUGAUCGUUUCAAGGUAGCAUCCAUGGUGGGAGUCAUCCAAUUGUAACUAGCGGUCAGAACAUUUUUAUAGUUCAAACUAUCAAACAAUUUUUUUAAAAUCUGAUGGCGAUCGCGUCUUCUUUAAGGGUCAAAUAAUUAGAGCCACAUCGGUCAUUGGAAAUAAUAAUGCCAUAAACAACUCCAAAUCCUUACAGGAAUACUACAAAUAAUAUCGUCGUUCAGAUAUUGGCAUUUUUUUCCAAUCUCACUGAAAUAUGUAAACUUGUAGUUUAUGGCAUACGAAUGUUCUCUAAGUAUUACAGUUUAUAUUUCUGACCAUUGUCAAUUUCUUCCUAGCGAAGGAUAUCGGUCGUACAUACGUAUAUGUAUUAAUAAUCGGAAGCAGUUAAAAGAAGGUUCCAUUUAAUGAAAUAGAAUUUCCGGUCGGUUUUAUGUUCUCGGUAUGCGUUUAAUUGGGAAAAAUAUGGCCGUAAAAAUCAGUUAAACGUGAAUUUAUUAAAUACCUAGCAAUCAAUAGAAUGGCCUUUCGUACAAGCGGCAGAUGUUUCGCUCAAAUGUGACCCAAUUUUGAACCCUUCCUCUUACCUCUUUUUCAGCUAGCUAAACUGCUGAACUGUCAUGCGGCAUGUGUUCCCCCCGUAUAAAAGCUCAUAUUACUUCUAUUGAUGUCACCCAUACUUACCAAGCCUAAAAUCGCUUUAAUAAAUCACUGGGUGUUCAAAUUUAGACAUGCACACCAAACACCAUUAAACUUAAUGCCGUUUUCUAAACCAACAGCAGCAUAUGUUUAAUAUUAUAAGUGUCCCAUUUUAAUAAAAAAAUGUUUAUCAAAAAUACCACCAGUGCAUACGUGAGCUCCAUGUACACAUUUUCUGCGUAAAAAUUCAUAAUUUUUUGCUAGAUAUUUUUGAAAUAAACUUAUUCUUGCAUUUUGUGGUAAAAGCAGUAACAUUGCCACUAUGGAGUGCUGUUUGGCCAGUUUCCGUACCAGCUGCUGCGAAGGUCACGAGUAGGUGCGUAUGUUUCGUCACUUGACGCUGACUUACCUUAAAGUCAUAUCAACAUACAACAUACCUUUAGUUAGCAUUACUUAUUAGUACCUAAUAAGAAUAUGUACCUGUCAUAAUUUUUUGGGAUCACUUCUAAAUUUUUGGUUUUGAAUAUAAAGCAAUUCAAAAAGUGUGGGUGGAAUAUAUUUGUCCAGUCACGUGCAUUUGAAAAUAUUUCCUGCUUCUGUGAAAAUUGCCCUAAAGUAUCCAAAUUCUCAAAAUCUUUGGAAUAAAUCGCAACACUUCCAAACGUUUUUAGUUUCAUUUAAAUUUUGUGAAACUAUUUGAAGGGAAGAUGCACAUGCUUGAUCCCUGGCUUCAAUUAAGUCAUCAUUCGCAAAGCGGCGCUCCUUUAGCUUAUACUAAUCACAAGGAGCGAGAUCGGAACUGUAGAGGGGUGGCUCAGCAGAGUAAAUCCACAAGCUUUCAGGAAAUCGGUUGCUUUUUAGAGUUCCUAGACUUGUAUAUUUUCAACAUGUCCCGACACCAUUGUCACGAAUUCCUCCACAGCGGCUACAUAUUUCUUCGUAAUACAUUCAGGAGCCCUUUCCGAUCGUUCUUCCUCCUCAAGAUUAAACAAGCCCUGUUCAAACUGUUUGUAUCACUGGUACACUAUGCUAUGGCUUGGGUAAGCCUCUCCAAAAAUAGGUGUUACUUCAUUAACACACUUUUCAACACUCACAUCAUGGUUAAAAUUGUAAAGUACAGUCACACGAAAAUCUCAACGUAUUAACUCUGCUAUUGCGAACACUUCAGCGGACAAUAGCUCAAUAAAGAUAACCAAAUGUGGCCUAUAAUAUUCUUUAUCUGACAAUUACAGUAUAGACACGAUUAUCUGGAUCCCAGUCGUAUGGAUUCCAGAUUAUCCGGAUUGCCAACACCUAGCAAAUAUCUUUUUAGUCUAGUUGCAAUGUAGCCAUGUUAGAGAUUGCAGUAUACUUUUGAAGUGAAACUUCUAUACAGACGACGGGGUAUUACGAUUUUAAAGUGAAACUUCUAUUACGUUUUUUUCUGUCACGAAAAAGCGUUACGGUCGCGUGGAGAGGAUAGACGGUAUAUCGCGUGGAGAGAGGCCGCAACGGCGGAGGGAAAGAUAGGUUGGUGGCGGCGGAGAGAGGGCAACGGUUCUAUUAGAUGUAUAUAAUGCGCAGCCACGUGGAGAGCGGAAAGACUACUAGAGUCCCGGUGGCGUGUGCUGUGCUCAGCUGUUGUUUUCUUACCUCUGCUCUCUACGUGGC